AUGUGCCCCGCCCCGCCCGCGCCACCGCCUCAGCUCCUGGAGACCCUGUCGCGCCGCCUGCGCGUGUCCCUGGGCAUCAUCACCGGCCGCUGGGGCCUGCCGCUGCCAUUCAAGGUCAAGCUGAUGGCGGUUGUCGGCACGCCCGUCACAGUGCGCCAGGUGGCGCGUGAGGACCCGGGCUUUGACGCCGCAGUGGACGAGGCGCACGCCGCGUACGUUGCCGCGCUCACGGCGCUGUACCACCGGCACCGGGACGCGUACGGCUGGCGCGACAGGCCGCUCGUUAUCGUGUGA
Messenger RNA from Monoraphidium neglectum, 294 nucleotides. RefSeq lists its product as hypothetical. Gene Ontology annotation, biological process: triglyceride biosynthetic process. The coding region runs from base 1 to 294 and encodes 97 amino acids. The transcript has a single exon. Gene Ontology annotation, cellular component: endoplasmic reticulum membrane. Lineage: Eukaryota; Viridiplantae; Chlorophyta; Chlorophyceae; Sphaeropleales; Selenastraceae. Gene Ontology annotation, molecular function: diacylglycerol O-acyltransferase activity. The record is from RefSeq and is a predicted model, not a curated record.